Notechis scutatus (mainland tiger snake) is the source of this 438-nucleotide messenger RNA. Lineage: Eukaryota; Metazoa; Chordata; Lepidosauria; Squamata; Elapidae. The record is from RefSeq and is a predicted model, not a curated record.
CGGCCCAGCUUGGAGACCCCUGAGGCCCUGGGGGAGAAACCCGCCCACCCAUGCCCUGCCUGCCCUCCCCUCCCCUCUGCAGGCCGGAGCAGCUUCUACGCAGCCUCCUGUGACGAUGAGCCGGAGCAGCUGGACGGCUGGAACCGCAUCGCGGAGCUGCAGCAGCGCAACCGCAUCUGCCCGCCUCACCUGAAGACCUGCUACCCUCUGGAGUCCCGGCCCUGUCCGCUCCUGACCACCAUCACGGACGAAGAGGUGAUGACCGGAGACCCCAAGGAGACCCUCCGGCGGGCCACCAUGCUGCCCUCCCAGAUUCUCGAGGGCCCCAGCACCCGUCGCAGCACGCUGAGCGCCGCCUGGGCGCUGGGAGGGGUGGCCACGCGGCAGCAGCGGAAGCGCCUUUCGGACGAGCCCCAGACGGGGCCGGGGACCCCCGAG